Molecule: messenger RNA, 2168 nt
Organism: Bufo gargarizans (Asiatic toad)
Lineage: Eukaryota; Metazoa; Chordata; Amphibia; Anura; Bufonidae
Product: E3 SUMO-protein ligase ZBED1-like
Exons: 3
Coding region: 1324-2028 (234 amino acids)
Molecular function (GO): protein dimerization activity
Source: RefSeq, a predicted model, not a curated record
AUUCAGAGGAAUCAGGCGUGAUGAAGCUAACAGACGGGAGGCGGAGCUAGCAGGCGGGAGGCGGUGCUAGCAGACGGGAGACAAUUAGGAAGAUAGAUGGGGGCGGGGACUCUCCUCCACGGCCCCAUAGCAGCUGCGUGGUCUGCCUAAUACCUAUAUGGUGCCCUAUAUGUCAUCAAGAUCAACUUCAUGGAGGAGCUUCCAGCAUGUGGGGAGGAGGAGGAGGUGCUCAUAAAGAAGACCGGUGCGACGUCGGUCAUAUGGGCCUGGUUUGGGUUUAAGGAGUCGGAUGUGGAGCAGAAAAAUAUAAUCUGCAAACUAUGCCGGGCGACAAUAAUUGCGAAGAGAGGGAAUACAACCAAUUUUUUUUAAUCACCUCAAAAUGAAGCACGUUUUGGAAUACCAAGAUAGCCAAAAACUGCGCCCUCCUCCACAAACGGCCAGUCAGUCUAUUGGAAAGAAAAAAGGUGGCCCUGCCCCUGCCCACCAGCAUUUUCUAAAGGCACUCCGUAUGACAAAAAAAAUGGGCGGUGGAUUGAUAUUACAAAUGCCAUUCCCUGUACCUGUGUAAGGACAUGGUGCCUUUCAGAACAUGAUUAAGACACUCGAUCCACGUUACGAGGUACCUAGCCGCAAACACUUUAGCCAAACUGAAGUGCCCAAACUGUAUGACAAAGUCCGCGAGCAAGUAAAGAACGAACUCCGGAGCAUAAAAUACUAUGCAACUACUACGGACUUGUGGUCGAGUCGCACAAUGGAGCCUUACAUUAGUCUCACAAUCCACUUCAUCAAUGACGAGUGGAAGAUGUGCAGCAGAUGCCUACAGACAUCUUAUUUUCCCGAGGAUCAUACAGGUGAACUGAUAUCUCAGGGAUUGAAGGAAGCGCUCGAGUCAUGGGGACUUAAAGAAGAGUAACAAGUCUGCAUAACCACCGACAAUGGCGCAAAUAUUGUGACAGCAGUGGAAAUUAACGGCUGGACAAGACUGCAGUGCUUUGGUCACAGGCUCCACCUCGCCAUAGAGAGAAGUGUGAAAGACGCCCGUGUUGAACAUGCAAUUGGCAAAUGCAAGAAAAUAGUGAGUGCCUUUUCUUACGCUUGUAAAGGAAGAGAGAGAUGGCUAGUGCCCAGGCUGAGCUAAACCGGCCUCCUCACCGAAACACCAACAAGAUGGGGGUCUCGACAGAUGAUUCAGCGGCUGCUCGAACAAGAGAAGGCCAUAUCACAGGUCCAGGAAAACCAGGCACCUGGUACCAACUUGGCAGGACAUUGAUGUGCUAGAAUCUAUGAACAAGACCCUCAGUCCCCUGUUGGAGUUCACAGAUGCUCUGUCUGGAGAAGAGUAUGUCGACUGUCAAACCUGUGCUCCACCUUCUAAACACCACAGUUCUUCCUCUAGCUGAUGAUGACAUUGACACAGAACUGAUGAAGGACAUGAAGAUGGCCAUCCUCAAGUGUUUAAAUGAGAAGUACUCGGAUGUUGCAACUGAUGACCUCCUGGAUAUGGCCUCCUUGGUCAACCCAUGCUUCAGAUCAUCAUAUAUAGCAGAUGACCGAAGAGAGUUCAUCUUCACAAAAGCAGCAGCAGAAAUUCAGGCACUGCUAGAGACGCAAGCUGUGUCUGCCACAGAGUCACCAUCACACACCAGCACAGGAGCUGCUGGAGAAGCCCAGAGAGAAGAACCCAAGCUGAGUAAACGAAGUCUGGGCAGCUUUUUAAAAAAUGCAUCUGCUCAGCCUGGCCCAGCUGCCCUCACCGACAGAGAAGCGAUUAAAAUUGAGCUUAAGAGUUACCUGCAGGCACUGGAUGUAGAAGGAGAAGCUGACCCACUGGAGUGGUGGAGGCUGCACCAGGCUAAUUUUCCCAGGAUGGCAAGCCUAGCCAAGAAAUAUCUUUGCAUUCCUGCCACAAGUGCCCCUUCAGAAAGGGCAUUCAGCACCAGUGGCAAUAUAGUAACACGCCACCGAUCUGCACUGAAGCCCGAGACUGUGGACAAACUUGUGUUCCUGGCGAAAAACCUUGGCUGAAGUGCAUUAUGUAAUGACAGGACCCCUCAGGAGGCGUGCAGCGCUAUACUCCUCCUCCAGAGGACCUGAGCGUUACGCCCCCGAGGCCACUGAAUAGUUUUAUUGAGAUUCUACUUUAUUGAUAUAUCCUUUAAAAUCAC